This is a messenger RNA of Sipha flava (yellow sugarcane aphid), 555 nucleotides long. RefSeq names its product piggyBac transposable element-derived protein 4-like. The transcript has a single exon. NCBI's taxonomy places the organism in Eukaryota, Metazoa, Arthropoda, Insecta, Hemiptera, Aphididae. The coding region runs from base 1 to 555 and encodes 184 amino acids. The record is from RefSeq and is a predicted model, not a curated record.
AUGAAGUGGAAGGACAAACGCGAUGUACUUAUGUUGUCAACAAAAUACAAAGACAAUUUAAUAGAAACAACUAACAAACGUGGUCAAAAAUUAUUCAAACCAAAAAUGAUAAUGGAUUAUAAUAAGGCAAAAGGUUUUGUCGAUAUUUCUGAUUUGAGAAGUUCUUACCAUUCACCACUUCGUCGAUCUUUAAAAUGGUAUCGAAAAGUAGCAUUCGAAAUUCUACUAAAUACAAGUUUAUUAAAUGCAUUGACAUUGUUUAAUACUGUGACUGGUAAUAAAAUGGGUGUGGUAGAAUUUAGAGAAAAUAUAAUUCAAGUUUUACUAAUGAAAGCCAAUAUACCAAUGAUACCCAAAUCAACUGGAGGAGAAAUUCAUAAAAUUGUUAAUUCUAAACGUGGUAGAUGUUCAAAUUGUUAUUUCGAAAUGGUACAACAAGGGGGAAGGGAACACGCACAAAAAGUUACACGCAAAGUGUCAACGAAGUGUCCAGGCUGUUCUAAAUAUCUCUGUUUGGAAUGUUUUUUCAAAUUGCAUUCAACAAAAAAAAUAUAA